CCGGGAGCCGCAGCCAUGGGCCGGGCCCGCCCCGCAGCGCGCAGCUCGCACAGCCCGGACCCCGCCGCGCAGCCCGCGCCUCCCCGCAGCCGCAGCCGCGCCCGCGCCCUGGCGCUACUCGGAGCCCUGGUGGCCGCCGUGGCCGCCGCCGCCGCUGCCCGGGCCUGCGCGCUCCUCGCCGAUGCUAAGGCGGCCGCGCGGCAGGAAUCGGCGUUGAAGGUUCUGGGGACAGAUGGUCUCUUUCUCUUUUCCUCGCUGGACACUGACCAGGAUAUGUACAUCAGCCCGGAGGAAUUCAAACCCAUUGCAGAGAAACUGACAGGGUCAGUUCCUGUGGCCAGCUACGAGGAGGAGGAGCUGCACCAUGACCCCAGUGAGGAGACUCUUACCAUAGAAGCCCGAUUCCAGCCUCUGCUCACAGAGACCAUGACCAAGAGCAAAGAUGGCUUCCUAGGGGUCUCUCACCUCGCUCUGUCAGGCCUCCGCAACUGGACAACUGCAGCCUCACCAACUGCAGUGUUUGCUGCCCGCCACUUCCGGCCCUUCCUGCCCCCUCCGGGUCAGGAGCUGGGCCAGCCCUGGUGGAUUAUCCCUGGCGAGCUGAGCGUCUUCACAGGCUAUCUGUCCAACAACCGCUUCUACCCACCGCCACCCAAGGACAAGGAGGUCAUCAUCCACCGGCUACUGAGCAUGUUCCACCCACGCCCCUUCGUGAAGACCCGCUUUGCCCCUCAGGGCACCGUGGCCUGCCUAACUGCCAUCAGCGACUCCUACUACACUGUGAUGUUCCGGAUCCACGCCGAGUUCCAGCUCAGCGAGCCGCCUGAUUUCCCCUUCUGGUUCUCUCCAGGCCAGUUCACUGGCCAUAUCAUCCUGUCCAAAGAUGCUACACACAUUCGUGACUUCCGGCUCUUCGUGCCCAAUCACAGGUCCCUGAAUGUUGACAUGGAGUGGCUGUAUGGGGCCAGUGAGACCAGCAACAUGGAGGUGGACAUCGGCUACAUACCCCAGAUGGAGCUGGAAGCCACGGGCCCCUCAGUGCCCUCUGUGAUCCUGGAUGAGGAUGGCAACAUGAUUGACAGCCGCCUGCCCUCGGGAGAACCCCUCCAGUUUGUGUUUGAGGAGAUCAAGUGGCACCAGGAGCUGAGCUGGGAGGAAGCUGCCGGGCGCCUGGAGGUGGCCAUGUACCCCUUCAAGAAGGUCAGCUACCUGCCAUUCACAGAGGCCUUUGACAGAGCCAAGGCCGAGAACAAACUUGUGCAUUCCAUCUUGCUGUGGGGGGCCCUGGAUGACCAGUCCUGCUGAGGUUCGGGGCGGACUCUCCGGGAGACCGUCCUGGAAAGCCCGCCCAUCCUUACGCUCCUCAAUGAGAGCUUCAUCAGUACCUGGUCCCUGGUAAAGGAACUAGAAGACCUGCAGAGCCAGCAGGAGAACCCAGUCCACAGAAAGCUGGCAGGCUUGCAUCUGGAGAAGUACAGCUUCCCUGUGGAGAUGAUGAUCUGCCUGCCCAAUGGCACUGUGGUCCAUCACAUCAACGCCAACUACUUCCUGGACAUCACCUCCAUGAAGCCUGAAGACAUAGACAACAAGGUGUUCAGCUUCUCAUCGACCUUUGAGGACCCAUCCACAGCCACCUACAUGCAGUUCCUGAGGGAGGGACUCCGGCGUGGCCUGCCCCUCCUCGAGCCCUAACGUGCUUAGUCCUAGAGAAACUGGACCUGGUGAGACAGGCACUGUGUCUCCACACGUCCUGGAGUCACAGUGCCCUCUGUCCAUUUCACACUGGAAAUGGUUCCCACCUCAUUCCCAGACUGCCUAGAGAGCCCCAAAGCUAACUGAGGAUGCUCCCUUCACUUAGCCUGAAUGAUGGAUAGAUGAAGGGGCCUGGAUAAGGGUGUAAAUUUGCCAAAGGCCUGCCACUUCUAUCAGCUCAAGUGCCCCCCAACAUUCUGGGGUGAUCUCCCUGGACCUUCCACACACAGUGAUAGAGUUCAGGUCCUCAGCGUGAAGAAAUAGGCUGGAAAGACAGACUCCCCUCUCAAGCCAAAGGAAUCCAAGAGCUUGGGCCUGGGGGCCAGGCUGCCAGCCCCAUGCCUGUUUGAAGCCUUCUAUCCUGGCCAUCCCCCGGGCAGCUUUCUGUGGCCAGUGCCCACAGCUUGGGGUCAUUGUGAGCUGGAGACAGCUGUGGGGGGCCUUGCACAGAGCCCUUUACAGAAGUGGAGACCACAUUGUCCCUCUGCCACCCUUCAGGGCACGUCAUGGACCUGGUGGCCCAAGCCCAGCCCUGUCUGGGGUUGGAGACGUUCACUGUGAAGGAAGUUGUACUUCGGCAAUGGGGUUCUGGGGGCGCGGCCCGGCUGCCUGCCCCAGCAUAGGUUCAUGAUGGGUCUGUUGGGGCCAGUGUCUUCAGAACACUUCCUGCCCUGACCCCUACUCCACAGAAGUGUAGCCCAGCCAAAGAUCACAGCCGCACAGUCUAGGCCCCCAAGGUACGCUGGACACACCCAUUUGCCACUAAGUGACCACCAGUUCCCCUUGGCCACGUUUAGGGACUUGGUCCACAUCCUGAACCACUGACUAUGGCCAGUCUUUUUUAUGCACACAGAAAAGUGUUUUAUAUGAAUCUAUAUAGUUUAUAGAUUUUUUUCAGAAAUCUGAACACUGAGGAGAAAGAAGGGGAGCAGUGGCUCCCCCCGCAGCAGCCGCAUGAUGGCUGGGUCUGAAAUCGCAGAUGGAUCCUGCCUGAUGUCCUCGCAGCUGCACAUGGGGGAAAAUGUGCCCAUCUUCUUUCUCUUCCACGUUUUCUACAAGGAGUCUUCCAAGGGUCAGCAUUUCCUCAGCUCUGUUCUGCGCGUCACACGCCCAAGGCCUGCCUUGGCCGUAAUCUCAUUACGGCCUUCUUGACAUCAGCUGCUUCCCCAUGUGCCCUGCUCUUUGUCCUGCCCGGCCGGCCGGGAGCUCAGUCUUCAAGCGGGCAGAGGAGGAAGGCAGGUGCCUGUUCCCUGAGCCCAGCUCCCCUGUCCACUGCGGAGUCACCCCACAGAGCCCACCUCACAGUCUCUGGGAUGCCUUGCAGAGAUCACACCUGUUUUCUCAUUUAGUUCUCACAACAAAGCAGUGAAUUGGAAAAUCGCCCCCAUUUUCAAACCAAGACACUGGAGUCUUAGGGAAGCAAAGUGAUUUUCCAGGAUCACUCAGAGUCCUGGCGUUGUGAAUCAAACCCACGUGACUCCGAAGGCUGUUUUGGGUUGGGGGGUGCUUUGUUUGACACAGCACCCCUACUGACUUCCCCCUGUGGUGGCAAGGAAAUCCUUUAAAAUCGUGACUCCUGUAGGUGGUGGUGCACACCUUUAGUCCUAGCACAGAGACAGAGGCAGGUGGAAAUCUGUGAGUUCAAGGCCAGCCUGGUCUACUUCCAGGUCAGGCUCCAAAGCUACACAGAGAAACCCUGUCUCAAAAAAUAAAAAUCAUGAUUCAUGAUAUGGCCAAAUAGAGCAGGUGUCAAUAGCUCUACCAGGUUCUCUAUCUUAGGUAUGAGCCCUACAGAAAUGGAAGGGACCUGAGUGCUUCACGGUGCCUCUGCCACCUCAUAGGCGGGAUGUAUAUGUGCCACCCAGCCUCAGAACAGCCAGAGUGGACUCCACACUUUACUGGUCCUAUGUAAAGUACUGAUUGCUGAGGCGUUCUGAGUCUUCAAUGAUGCCUCUGCACACCCCAGCUGCGUCUUGUCACCCCUCUGCUCCCAUCCCCAGCAUGUCCUGUAAUAAAAUUGGAGCGUCUAAGGGA
Mesocricetus auratus (golden hamster) is the source of this 3786-nucleotide messenger RNA. It is a transcript of the gene Selenon, whose product is annotated as selenoprotein N. Gene Ontology annotation, molecular function: calcium ion binding. The transcript has 12 exons. The record is from RefSeq and is a predicted model, not a curated record. Gene Ontology annotation, cellular component: endoplasmic reticulum membrane. Gene Ontology annotation, biological process: calcium ion homeostasis; skeletal muscle fiber development. NCBI's taxonomy places the organism in Eukaryota, Metazoa, Chordata, Mammalia, Rodentia, Cricetidae.